Molecule: messenger RNA, 1949 nt
Organism: Gloeophyllum trabeum ATCC 11539
Lineage: Eukaryota; Fungi; Basidiomycota; Agaricomycetes; Gloeophyllales; Gloeophyllaceae
Exons: 2
Coding region: 24-1523 (499 amino acids)
Source: RefSeq, a predicted model, not a curated record
CCCUGAUCCAACAACCGACGGCAAUGUGGGCGAAGACCGCCAUGGAGGAUGCGAAGCAAGUCCUGGAGAUUCUCAAGGAUCCCAAGGUAGCGACCGGCCGCGGUCCCGUGAACGGUGGGGUGGAGGGCAGCGUCAGCGAGGCUGUGACCAUCGUCGAGAAGAUGCUCAAGAAGGCGCAGCAAGCGGUGAAGGCGAAUACCCCGGGCAGCGGCGUUCAUGCUGGCGUGAAGAGGAAGCAUGAGGAGGUCGACAUUGAUCACACGUUGGCGCCCGGCUUCCACCUCCCGUACGUGGGUGCGGGUGUGCAGGUUGCGAAUGCGGUCUCGCCGCCUGAACCGGUCGUAGCAUCGUCGCCGGUUGUUGCACAUCCGCGGCCGUCGUCUUCGAGAUCCUCCAGACGUGGUAGCACCGCGAUCCCGCCUGCAGUCCUGAACAGCAAGACGUCUACGCCAGAUCCUGAUGGCGAGAACAGGAAGUCAGGGAAAUCGAGUAAAAGCGGUCGUCCGAAUGUCGGCAUCCGCGUCCGGGGUGGCAAGGAGGGCCCGCCGUUCAAUAAGGCUCGACAUGAUCAUGGAUCUUCGUCGCCAGCGAGCGCCAGGCCUUAUUCUCCGGCGUCGCAUCGUGUGACGGCCUUUGAGCUAACUCCUUUCCCGGAGUCGGGCUUCACUGCUGAAAGUCCUAUAUACCUCGAUGCUCCCGAGGAUAAGGACUUCAACAUGACGUUCGCCGGCAACACCGAGCCACGGACGGAGGCGAUGGAGAAGGGCCCGAGUAAUGCGCAGACCCGGUCUCGCGAACCGAGCGGAGCCGACAAUUACGACGUGCAGCCCAGCCCGGCUUUCAAUCCAAUGUCGGGAUCCUACAACACCUUCGCUGUUAGCCCGGCGUAUAGUAACGAAGCGAGUAAUCGACCUCCUUCGAGUCGUAGCGAUCAGCCGCCACCGUUCUCCAGUGGCUACCCUCAGAAUGCUGGGUCUCCCUACCCACCGCCGGGCUCAUCGCAUGGUGCACCUCAACAAUCCAGCCCUCCAUCGUACAGUCCAGCAGGUCCUACGGGCGGCUACAAUGCCCUGACGCCUCACAAUCCGUUCCCGCCAACGCCCGAGACCAUCUAUACCUCCAAUGCUGGGUCCGCUUCAUACAGUCAUGACGUGCUACAUUCACAUCACAUGCGCAUCAUGAAUGGCGGUGUCGACCCACGGGCGAUGAGCAUGGCUCCAGACAUGAGCGCGGCGAUGCCGCAGAGCAAUCAUGGCCAACGUAAUAUGAGGCCGCCGUCUCUACCCAGUGAUCAUAGAAUGGGGACGAUACCGGUACAACCAUACAGUAUCCAAAGUGCGAAACCGAUGCACCCGGGACCGCAGCACUAUAUGGACGCGCCAACGCCUGGACAUGUGGCAUCUCAAUCGCAGUCUAUGAUGGGGACCGAGGCCUGGACCUCUGAGGAGGGCAUGCAGACCGCCACCCAGUACUGGAAUCAAGGUCAAAACUAUCAUGAGAUGAAGCUCGACAAUUACUCAUGACAUCCCCCACCUUGCUUGUUGCCUGGCUGAAUUCAUUGUAUCCCAGAACCUGAUACAACCCGUCUUCAUGUAUCGUCACGAAUAUACGCCUUUCACGACUCUCGUUUCACCUCGUCGCCAACACACGAGUAUCACUGGAAAUCCCCAUGCCUUCCUUUGCUAUGCAUACCAUCCCACUUCAUCUGUCCUUUCUGGUGCGAAUGUCUCGUGUCGUAGGACGCGGGCUGUUCGACAUUUACGUUCCUUAGACCAUGUUAUUGUUCACCAUAUCUUAUUUUACGGCUGUCUUCUGGGUUCAGAGGACGGAAAUUUGUGUAUUAUAUAUACUUGCGUAUAUACCCCUGAUGUAUUACUCCUUAGACUACCUCCCUUGUUUCGUCUUCAUAGCGGAGGCCUGGCAUCUUAUUCCAGAAUUGAUGUAUCCGC